Molecule: messenger RNA, 1596 nt
Organism: Limanda limanda (common dab)
Lineage: Eukaryota; Metazoa; Chordata; Actinopteri; Pleuronectiformes; Pleuronectidae
Gene: cdcp2
Product: CUB domain containing protein 2
Exons: 6
Coding region: 1-1596 (531 amino acids)
Source: RefSeq, a predicted model, not a curated record
AUGAGUCACAGGCUGGCUUUGCUCGUUCAUUUGCUGCUGGUCGUGGAGCGGGUGGAUUCUAUAAAAGGUGUCAAAUGUGGAGGAAUCCUGGCGGCUCCAUCCGGCAACAUCUCCAGCCCAAACUUCCCCGGCCCGUACCCCUUCAACACAGACUGCUCCUGGCUGAUCGUGGUGGCCGAGGGCUCCUCCGUCCUCCUCACCUUUCACUUCUUCGAGCUGGAGUACCACGCCAACUGCGCUUACGACUACAUCAGGAUCUACAACGGCAUAUCGGAGGACGAGGGGAACCUUCUGGGGACUUUUUGUGGUGACAUCUCCCCACCUCAGUUCACCUCUUCUUGGAAUGUCAUGUCCAUCAUCUUCCAUUCGGACCGGCACGUGGCCCACAGCGGCUUCAGCGUCGGCUACAGAAAGGACAUGUGUGGUGGAGUCCUCACUGGCCUAUCAGGUGUGAUCGCCAGUCCAGGCUACCCUGAGGAGUACAGCAACAACGCCGACUGCUCUUGGACCAUCCACGUGUCCAACACCAGCGUGGUCACCUUCGUCUUCCUGGACUUUCAGCUGGAAAACAACGAGGGAUGUAAUUUUGACUUUGUGGCCCUGUUUGACGGCCCGACGGUCACCCAUCGGCUCCUGGGCAAAUUCUGCGGGGGAGACAAACCUACCAACAUAGUCACCAGCUCCAACCAGCUUCUGGUGGUCUUCAAGUCUGACUUCAACAUAGGGGGGCGAGGGUUCAAGGCGUACUACUACUCAGGCGAAUGCCAGCAGUUCCUGUCAGCUGUAAGCGGCAACUUCAGCAGCCCACAUUUCCCCAGCAUCUACCCGAACAACAUCAACUGCCACUGGAGCAUCACUCUGGCGGCCGGAUAUCGCAUCAAACUCUUCUUCCCGGUGAUGGACCUGGAGGAUCGCAAUGGUCUAUCGGACGAGUGUGACUAUGACUCGGUGGCUGUUUACGAUGGGGACAGUCAGACGGACACCCUGCUGGGACGCUGGUGUGGCAGAGAGCAUCCUUCCUCUCUCAUCUCCAAGGGUAACAAGCUGCUGGUGGUGCUCAGCACAGACAGAAAUGAAGCUCACAGAGGGUUCACGGCAUCUUAUCUUGGAGUGGUCCCUGUAAACGUUAGCUGUACCAGAUCAGAAUUCACCAUUCUGAUACCCCAGCAGUCCUUACCUCAGCUGGACCGGGAGAGAAUCUACCUGGGAGACCCGACCUGUGCCGCCCAGUUAACGGCCACCUCCUAUAAGAUCCUCGCUCAGUUUGUCAACUGUGGUACGGCCGGCCAGAAAUACCAGAACAUCACCGUGCUGGUGAACAAGCUCUACAUCGAUUUAUCUGACGAGAAGCAGCAGAAUCUGCAAGAGUACAAAGUGCAGUGCGACGCCCUAAGGAAGAUAGCAUCAGUUUCCCUCAUCACUGCAGAGGAGCGGCGUCUGGAGGAGCAGGCGCAGCAAACUGACACCAGCGGCGAGGACCACCCAGGACAUCAGGACACUGGGCCUCACGAUCUGAGCGAUAUCGUCUUCAUCAGCAUCUGCGUUCUGGCUGUUAUCCUCAUGGUGAUCGCUAUUGUUUGGCUGGUGUUGCUGUAG